AUGGAUGGAUAUCCGCUGGGAAGCCUUGAUCACAAUGUGCCUUUGAUUAUUUUCUCAGGCUUGACGUCGAGCUCCUCCGAGAUCGAGCUCGAUGCGACACUGCGAGAAGAAGCGGCGCUUCUUCGCUCCGAUCUGCCCCCCUUGGACAGUAAAGAGGCAGAGCUCCUGGAAGAGCACUUUGGAAAUGUAGACAGCGAAGGGCAAUCGUGGACUGCGGUUUCAAGAGAAGAUUCAUACCGGCUCCGCAUAAAAACCGUAGGACGAACGUAUCCCUUGCCGCCGAAGCGCGCGUCCCUUCCAGAAGAUGCUGAACCGACGAGGCCGAACCCUAUGCUGCACUCACCAUUCUCACCGCUUAGCCCAGCCUCGACGUUGUAUCCAGACGGCUUGAUGAAUGCGCAGUGGAUACAAAAGCACCAGGAAUUAGUGCCCAGCGUGUUUGCCUGCUGUUAUUGCUUGACGAACGAUUCGGCUUCAGCAACUUUGCAAGAUAAUCGACUAAAGGCGGACAUAAACAGUAUCAAAGCGACCUUGACAGAAACUGGCUACAAGACACGUUUAGCUGUCCUUUUCGUGCAGCGCGAAGGAGACGGAAGUUCGCCCUCCAUCACCGACCAGAUUUCCGAACGACUCGAAAAUAUUCGAAAGGGCACCGCCAUGGACCCCAAAGCAAUAUUCUACAUUCACCCCCAAGAUUCACCGUCGGACCUGAAACAAGUUGCAGACAGCAUCCUGGCUAGUCUUUACGGAACCGCCAUUGAGUAUUAUAGAGACCUCGGCCGUCAUUCGCGGAAGAAGCGAUCGCGCGGUGUCGUACCACAACCGACAGUUCCACCCACAUCUGGCACCUCUCAGACCCUUUCAAUGCCGGAUUGGAGCUUUCGAUAUGAUUUCAAAACCGCCGUCUUCUCGGAAUUCAGACAAGAGUUUGACCCUGCUAUCCGAUCGUUUGAGCAAUCAUACGAGAUACUGCUGGGCCAGGAUGUAAUGGAUACGAUACCAAGUUGGAGCCCUCGCUGGAAUGAGGCGCGCUUACUUGCCGACAUUAUUUCAAUACGCUGUCUAAGGCUGCAUCUUUGGAUGAAUCAGCCAAGCCUAGCAGUGCGUCGCUGGCAGGCGCAUCGAGAUCGCAUUGGGGAUUUGGUUGACAGCAGAGGAAAAGGAACGAAUAACUACGGGUGGCAAGCCUGGGAAGCGCGCUGGGCCCUGGUUAUGGCUCAGCUCAUAGAAAGGGUUGAGCUGCCAGACCUCGCACCGUCGACGAUGAACCUCUUUUUGCAGCCCGAAAAGGCUGUUCUCGGGGAACGGCUACACCCAUGGGAGCUCCUUCACCAUACAGGCUACUGGUAUCGUAUCGCGGCUCGCCAUAUUGGCGCACGACGGACUCUUGCUUUGAUGAUAGCAGAUGAAGACCGUGCGCCGCCGAACGGGUCAAAUGUGAAGGACUCGCAACAUUAUGACACAUAUCUGUGCCCGCCGCCCUAUAAAGAGAACCCCGUAGAAGGGGAGGGCGUGGACCAUGCACAGCUGAUCAUAGACUGCUUAAUUGCGGCUCGCACUCAAUACCAAGGACGAAAACAACUACGCAUAGCUGCUGAGCUAUCUCUCGAAUGUUCUCGUGAGAUGGCUCGACUGGAAACCUGGCAGGACGUGCUAGCAAUGCUGCGACCGCUGUGGGAAGACUUGUCGUUUCGCAGUGAAAAUUGGGUUGAUAUAUCGGAAGAGCUAUGUUGGUUGAUGCGUCGGGCUGCUGUUGCGGCUGGUCGAGGCGAGCUUGUAGUGGCCAUUGACUGGGAGCUUCUUAACAAGAAAUUCUCAAGGCGCCCGUACUGGCACUAUGACCUUGACAAAAGCCUCGAUGGCAUGAAGCUGGAAGACAAGCCCUCGGUGGAUGUUUCUGACGGAUCAGCGACUGGCUUCAUUUCCACUUCGUUUGUGUUCCAAAACAAGGAGAGCAAAGCAGGAGACUUUUGCACAGCUCAAUUGUCGCUUCUGUCCAACGCUAUGCCUGGCUCUGCGCCUGUUACUCUAUCAAAAGUGCGAGUCGAGUUCGAGGGCAGCUUGAAGCCAAUAACGCUGGAGCAUGCGUCUUCGGGCGAGAAAAGAACGGGCCGCCCAAUAUCGAUCCGUCAGGUGAGACUAGACGAAGAAUUCUCUGAGGAUUCUGAGGAAGAUCUGCCGACAAAGCUGCAUGGCACCUGCGACUUGACGCUAGAAGCGGGACAGCGACUUGUCAUUGAGAUGGCGAUUCCGUUGCGAGAAGCCGGGGUCGUUGAGCCCCUGUCUGUUGCACUCCAUGUGGAAACCAAAGCUUUUGACCUGGGCCUGACGCUUCCAUUCAGAGAGACGGAUGCGGCAGUCGGAUGGUUCACUCCAGGCUCUACGAAAGCUCGCAACGUUCGCGCCGAUUCAAGAUCAUUGAGCAUUCAGCCCCGUCCGCCAAAGUUGGAUAUUAAGAUUGCUCGACAAUUGCAGCAAUAUUAUGCAAAUGAACCGAUUGUGUUGAAUGCUGUGCUACAGAACAACGAAGACGAGGCAGCCACGGCGAAGCUGGACAUUCACGCAUUCGGCAAAAUGAUACCAAUUCUUCGCGUUCACGCGGGCGGCAAAGACCACGCUACCGAUGCUCAAGCUGAAGAAGAGUCCGAGCUUAGUGGUAUCAGCCUAGGCAAAAUCGAAAGCUCGGCAUCGCGCGAAAUUGUCCUCGAGAUUGACCCGAUCAACAGCCCGAUGUCAUAUGAAGUCCAACUGAGAGCAACAUAUCACCUGGAAACCGAUUCGGCCACGCCUAUUAUACAAGUGUACUCAGUCCAGCUUACCUUGGUCAGUCCCUUUGAAGCAAAUUAUGACCUUGUUCCAAGACUGCAUCCCGAGCCAUGGCCAAGCCUGUUUAAUGCAGAAGGCUUGGAUGAUAUCGAUGAAGAGGAUGGGAAGCAGCGGAAGCCCAUUGGACUCACUCAGCGUUGGUGCCUGCUAUCGCACUUCGCUUCAUUCGCGCAAGAGAAUGUUCGGGUCCUGGAUACAGAGGUGGAGGUGACUGACUGCGUUAGUGGCGCACGCUGCAGGGUGAAAAAGCUUACUGGCAUCACGGAAGCCGAGGGGCUCUUGAUUGAGCCAAAGACGAUGCAUGAGUCACAAUUCGAAAUUGAAGCCCAGAAAGUGCAGCUAGAAGAUCGGAGCCCCGUUUCGAUCGAUCUAGCUUUCAAGAUCAAGUGGCGUAGAGCAGACUCGACACCUGAAACAUCACCAAACACGACAACCAUGCCUGUGGGUCGAUAUCUGGUACUGGGAUCGGAACCGCGCGUGCUGGCGACUGCCUGGCACGGAGAGCCGGACGAGACCAGCACCAUGCAGCUGGACAUUACGAUUGAGAACCCGUCGCAUCAUCUGCUCACCUUUGGACUCACAAUGGACCCGAGCGACGAGUUUGCCUUUUCCGGAGCCAAGCAGACAACAUUGCAUAUGCUGCCCAUGUCGCGGCGGACAGCAACGUACCGGCUCCUGCCAUACAGGAGAGGCUGCUAUAUUCGGCCAGGAUUGGUGGUGAGGGACAAGUACUUUCAAAAGGUGCUCCGCAUCAUUCCGACAGAAGACAUGAAGAUUGAUAAAGACGGACUUUUGGUGUGGGUUCCAGGACUGGGAGAGGAUGGGGAGCAAAGUGAGGAGGAGACUGAAGACGAGCAGCAAUAG
Akanthomyces muscarius is the source of this 3690-nucleotide messenger RNA. RefSeq lists its product as uncharacterized. The record is from RefSeq and is a predicted model, not a curated record. NCBI's taxonomy places the organism in Eukaryota, Fungi, Ascomycota, Sordariomycetes, Hypocreales, Cordycipitaceae. The transcript has 3 exons. The coding region runs from base 1 to 3690 and encodes 1229 amino acids.